UUUUUUUUUUUUUUUUUUUUUUUGUUACAUAUCCUAACAUGGCCACUGAAAAGAAAAGACCAAGAGGUUUAAAAGGCAGUGCUAUUGCCAAAGCUAAUAAGAAGUCUAAAGUUGAAGAACCUACUGAAUUGCCUGAGAAUGCUCAAACCGUUGUCAUUGAUAAGGAAGUAGAAGAAGGUGAUGAAGUAGGAGAAGCUGCUGCUCUCUUUGAAAGUGCUCUUGAAAAGCUUGAUGCUGCUGAUCCUUCUGGAGCCUUACCUUUACUUCGUGGUACAAUUCACGAAUCAGAUCGCAUUUUACGUAAUCAUCAAUCUGAAAAUCCUUUACCUUCACUCUUUUAUUAUACAUACGGUUUAGCAUUAUAUGAGCUAGGUCGUUUAACCGAUGAUGAAGAAUUUGAACCUUAUUUAGAUGCUGCUGAAGAGAGAUUAAAUGAUGCUCUCGAACAUGAUACUGAAUUAGGCAAUAAAAUUCAUAUUGGCCUUGUUAAGGUUUGGCUUGCUAAGGCUUCCAAUGCUGUCUCUGAAGAUGAACAAACGAUUCCCAAGUUGGCUACAAAGGCUUUAGAUAAAUUGAAUGAUGAAACCCUUGCUAAUGUACCAUCUAAGUCUAUUAUUGAAUUAGCUGAUAUUGUUCUAAACCAUGGUGAACUUUAUGACGAUCUUGCUGCUUGUGAUAAAUUUAGAACUUGGGCUGAAAAUGCUUUAGAAAAGGUCUUGAAAGAUGAACCUAAUAACGCGAAUGCAUUGUCUGCACUUGGUUUAUCUAAACUUUCGCUCGCCAAUUAUUACUUGGAUCAUAUUGAUGAGGAACAAAAUGAAGACAAUUUGGCAAAAGAAGAAGAAAAGGCUCUACAGGAAUUUGUUCACAGUAAGAAUUAUUUUGAAUCAGCCAAGCAAGAGCUUGUCAAGAUCAAUCAAGUGACUCCUCAAAUUCUUUCAGAUUUGGCUGAAGCUUAUUUGAAUGUAGCUAACUUGACUUUAAAGGAAGAUGAACAAGCGGAAAUUUAUAAAAAGGCUGUAGAAAACAUCAAGGAAGCAAAGGCUUUGAUUGAUGAAAAGAAACUUGAAUUUAGUCUACCUGAAGCAUUGACUUCAUUUUUAGAAGAAUUUGAAGCAUAAAUUAGCAUACAUAAGUUGAGGUGUGUAUAUAGUAAUGACAACAAUAAAAAAAAAUAACAUAACAAUGUUUAGUUUUUUUUU
Messenger RNA from Cokeromyces recurvatus, 1202 nucleotides. RefSeq names its product nuclear pore complex subunit Nro1-domain-containing protein. The transcript is spliced from 3 exons. The record is from RefSeq and is a predicted model, not a curated record. Bases 39 to 1121 code for a protein of 360 amino acids. Gene Ontology annotation, molecular function: protein binding. NCBI's taxonomy places the organism in Eukaryota, Fungi, Mucoromycota, Mucoromycetes, Mucorales, Mucoraceae. Gene Ontology annotation, cellular component: nucleus. Gene Ontology annotation, biological process: positive regulation of SREBP signaling pathway; translational termination; positive regulation of cellular response to hypoxia.